AUGGACGGUGAAGGCGUCAAUCGACCCCGUUUUCAGCCUUCUUCAAAUGAAAUGUCAGGCGAUGGAAAAGGAGAAAAUCAAGCCGAAACCUUUGUAGAUAAUUCUGUCAAACGUCCAUCUGGUGUCUGCACCAUCAAAGAUGGCGGGAAUAUCAUAGAUGAUGAACUGUCAAAAUCAAAUAAAGUCGAAAUUUCCCCUUCCAAGAUUUACAAGAUACCCAAAUUUUUAAAAGAUCACCCUGAUUUACUCUCAGAGGUUACAUUAUCUUCUUACCAAUUUAAACAUGAAGUUUUACCUAAGGUUAAGCAACUUUUUUAUUACACGUCAAGUGAGAAGUUAACCAUUAAAAAAUGCUGCUUGAUUAACAAGGCAGAAAUAGUUAAAAAGUUUGUAGAAAAGAGAAAUGCCAUGAAAAAUAAUGGCUACACUGAGAAAGAACUUAUUGAAACGUAUGGAUUUAUCUAUGCUGUUGGUCCAAGAAAGGAUGAAUUUGUAAGUGAAAUUAUAAAACAAGGUUUAAAAGUUGGUAAUGAAGAAUCCUCAUUCAUUGGACAUCCUCAGAUGGGUGUUCAUCUAUCAAGAUAUGUUGAUGUUAUACCAAUAGUUACUACAGAUUCUCCUCACUGGUUUGGUCAAAUCAUCAUGUUCAAAUUUUUAAAGGGUAGAGUUAAGACUGUUCCAUUGAUCACUACUGGAAGUCAUUCUGAUCCAACACCUAAUUAUGAUUGUCAUGUCAGCAAACCAGUUUCUAUAGAAAACAAAAAUAUGACUGACCAACAGAUACUAGAUCAAAACCAGAUCUAUUUAUAUGACUAUGAUGAAGAAGGAAGAAUAGUCGAAUAUCCUAGACAAAUAAUACCUUAUGCUGUCCUAGAUGUUAUCUAUAAAUCAAUACAUUCUAAUAACACACUCAACUGUCCAUCAGGAAAGAAAUUCGGUCAUAGGUCUCCAUUGACUGUCUGCAGUAAAAUAAGUAGUGCUAAAGAAGAGUAUAUAGUAUGGAAUGGAAAAUUAAGUUUAAAAGGCUCAUAUGCCUGUAAUGUUACUAUGAUGUCUUCUGCAGGAUAUUUUAAACCAGUUAGAUUGGGAAGCAAUAUUAAUAUCUGUAAUAGAUCAGAAAUUGUACACGCUGAAGAGAAAUAUUUUAAUAAUUUAAAUCAGUUGAAUAAAUGUCAAGAAACGUUUUGGAGAAGAAGAUAUAUAAAUGUAACAGAAUUGAAACCGAAACCAGGGAGUGUAGACCAUUUUCAGAAGAUAACUAAAUAUCUAUUGGAAAAGAACUGUCUAGCUAUAGUGAAACCUGAUUCCAAUACAGUCUUAUUCCUGAUACCAUCUUGUUCUUUGACAGCUAAGUUAGGAUUAUCCAGUAGAGAAUGUGAUAAAUAUGGAAGGUUAUACUGUUUAUUUCUCUCUAAACAAUCUGCUUAUUUAAACUCUCCUCAAUACUUUUAUUGCAUGUUUAAAACAGCAGGGAAAGUUCCAGAAGUAGAAAAUUACUUUCCAAGUCAGCAACAAACAAUACUUACUAAUAAAUCAUCAAUGGACAAGUGUGAUCCAAAUUUUACCCCAAUUUAUCAAACUGGGAUUGGAACUCCAGUGAAAAAUUAUUUAGGAUGUUUGAACUUGACCAACCAAAAUGAUAAUAACAUCUCACCUCAGAUAAUUAAUCAUGCACUAUUUAAUCCUGGACCUUUAGUCAAUUCAUCUAUUCAGAACACUCCACCAAUAAAAGUAUCUCCAUAUUCAAAGUCACUAGUGUUCACUCAAUGGCAUAGAUCAAAGACUUAUGAUGAUUUUACUAAACCAAUAAGUAAUGCUGAAAAACUGAAAUUGGACAAGGUUAUUCAUACCUUUAACUGUCAGUUUUCUUUAGAAUUAUUCGAAAUAGCCGAAAGCUUACAAAUUGAAAACUCUUAUCCACAUGAAGGUGAUGAUGUGACUAAAAUAGUUCCAUAUGUUCUCUACAAGACUAACAGAAGCAUUUCAGAAAUUGUUGAUAAUGGUAACCAGUAUACAACACAAAAUCCUAACAUAUCCUGUAAAACCAAGUUAGAAUUUGAAGAAAGCAAACCAGAUAUUUCUAAAAUAAAACUCGAUUCCUGUGAUAACAUUUCCUACAUUCCAAAUUUAGGUGAUCCAUGCUUCUAUGAACAUCUCUCACCUGAAGUCGCAAGCGCAAAGCUGAAUUUCCCCAAAAUAUACAGUGGUGUUAGUAGUGAAGACAACUCCACCGACCUUGAAAGUGUUGGUACAGAUCUAGACAGUCCCAGUAUGGAUCUUACAGUUAGUGGUAUUACUACAGUUACUGAUAAGACAAACUUCCUGAAUAAUACAGUUAUCAGAAAACAAAAUAAGUAUGCUAUAAGUGAUGUGUCAAAGAAAGAAAAAGUCCCAUUGGUAGAAAAUAUUGACACAAAUAGUAAAGUUAGUCUAAAAAAUAACUCAUCAUCAAUUCCUUGUAACAACCAUGUAUCUCAGUCUACAUCAUCUAAUACAGUUGCAAUCACCAAAUCAAAUGAUACAAAUGUUGAUGGAGAAGGUUGUCCUAAAGGAGAUAUAAGCUAUGAAGAUAAAAAAGGAACCAGAGAAACAGUUGUUGAAAGAAAGAUGGCUAAUUGUAGCUUUGGUGAUGUGGAUAAUCCCAAAGUAAGGGAAGAUACAUCUGAAGAUGACUGCUUAUUUGAAAUUGCCAACCAAGUGUCAGAAAGAUGUUCCCAAAGUGAUGGCUCAGAUGUAGAUGUAGAUUAUGAUGCUUACCAGUUAGACUUUAAUUCCAAUUGUUUACCAUUACCACCUUACAACCAUAAUACUGACCCAACAGAUUCUGCUGAGGGCAUAAAUGUGUACACUUCCGUUGGAGACCUCAUGUCUCUUCAUACUGACACAUAUGCUAAUGACAAGCUCCAAAUGAAACAACCUAUACAUGAAUAUGCAUAUCAGACUGCAGCAUCACCAAAAAAGUUUCUAAAAUUGGACCAAAUUUAUAAGAAUAUUGGAUCAAGCAAUAGGCAUUGUAUUAAUUCACAUGAAGAUUCUCAGAAUUCAGACUGUAGACACAUGGAAUCACCAGAGGAUGCAGAAGUUAAACUUUGCAUGGCUGACAUUCAAAAUAAAAUGGAAACAUCUCUUCAGUCACAAGUAAGGCUUACCGUUAGUCCUGAAAUGCCAACCCUGUCCAUUGUGCCAUCUAGUAUUACAAAUAAAAAUGUGAUAUGUCCAAUGUCGGUUCUGGAAAAAUCAAAUGGAAUAAAAUCUGUUGAUAAUGCACAAUCCAAAUGUGAUAGUAACACAAGAAUCACACAUGAUAUUCUUGAAAGUCAAAGAGUAUCUCCAGAUAUAAACUUUUUUUCAUCAUCAGAAAUUUUGAAUGUUUGCAAAAACGCUUCAAACCCAGGAUCAAUUAGCCAAAACACAGACUCAACUUCUGGAGAGGAUCUCAAUUCUAGCCAAGACGUUGCAAAGCCUUUAAAAAUUAGCAUCCCAGAAGAAGAUCUAAACCUCAUACAUGCGAUUCCAGACAAAUUUAUACCAAGAUACAGCUCUGAUGAAGAGGUUUCUUUUGAUACAUCAAUCAGCAAAGGUGUACAUGAAUUAACAAAUAAUUGUCCUCCCUCUAAAAAUUCUGAAUUUGUGUUGGAUAUUUUGGAUUCAACAUCAACUGGUUUCUUGGAUGAUGAUUUGAAUCUACCAUCAGAUUCAGUGUCAUCAUUCUCUCUUGAAGAAGACUUGACUUCGGAACAAGAGUCAAAGCUUGACAGACGUGUUACUAAAGCUACUGGUAGAAAUGAAUCUCUUCGGCCUUCUUCUAAUGUAGAUGAAAUUUGUCUGAAUGAAGAUAAAUGUACUUCAAAAUUGCCUGUAAAUCCGAAACAUCCCAAAAAAAUUAAAAGUUCAGCAUUUGCUGAAGCUUCUCAGCAAAAUAUUACAAAAAUAGACUUCCAUAAUUCAAAUGCUGCUCAAAAGGAAAUAUUACUAAAUCAAUAUGUACCCUUAACUAAACUAAAGGUUACACAAGCUCAGAUUGUAGACACUGAUUCAUCUUUAAACUAUGAAGACUCAAAAGUGAAAAAUGACAUAACAGUGGUCAAUCCUCAGGCAUGUAGUAUAGAGAGUGAUGUAGACAACACAGAAAGUAGUGCUUUAUCAGAUUUUCAGAAUUUUAUGGAUAAUUCUGACUAUCAGGUAGUUGAUGAAGUUUAUAGCUCAGAUGAAACAGAAAUUUACGAUCUUGGUAAAACUGAAUCUGCUGAAAUUUGUGAAGAUCAGAUCAGAAAAGAUGAGAAAACCGUGUCAUUAGCUGAAAGAGCAAGAAACUCCAAAGAUAGAAAUAUAUACACUUUCAUGAACAAAUCUCUAGAUGAGACUAAACAUGAUGUAAAAUUAUCUCAGCCUGUUGUGAAUCUAACACGCUGUGACAGUCCAAACUCUCCUUUUAAUGUUAAAAAACUCUUUCCAUCAAAAUUUAUUGACAUUAAACCAUUUAAUGAGCUAUUUAGUGAAAGUAUCAGAAAAAUUAAAUUGGCAAAAUCUUCAAAUAAGUUGAAACUGUCUAAAAAAUUUGAUAAUGAUGACCAGAAUUUCUUGUCCAAAUUAGAAACUGUUUGUGGGGAUGAUAGUGACAGCAGUAUCUCUUCUAAUAUUUCUCACCAAUCUGAGAGUAACUGCUCAAAAUCUACUCACAGAUCUAGACACUCUCACAUUAAGUCCAAGAAUAAAGAGCUGUCAGCUUUUGACAUUGGUACCUCACGCACUGAUUUGUCUAAACAUGAUAGAAAAAGCUCUAAAGAUGUCAAACAUUCAUCUGAGAAAUCCAGUCCUGAACAAACAUCAUUGGGUAAACAUCAUCAUCAUCAUCACAAAAAGUCUAAGAAACAUUCCAAAACCAAAUCAGAUACAGUGUUAGAGAAAACUUUUAAAGAAACAGCCCCUCAUAAAUCAAAACACAAGAAAUCAAAAUCCAGCGCAGUAAAGCAAUUGGAAUCAGUUGAUCUGAAUAAGAAAUUAAAGAAAGAUUCUCACAGAAGAUCCAGAUCAGAUGAUAUUGUUACUAACAAAUCUGAUCAUAGAAAAUCUAAGCAUUCCAAAAUUCUUUUACAAACAAAGAAAUCAUACAAUACCAAGAGCGAAAAGGGAACACAGUUGAUUAUUUCUCCUUCCAAAUCAUCAAAUGUUGGGCCAAUAAAUGAUCAAAAAACUAUCGAAGAAAUUAAAGGAACAGCACUUCUUACCAAUUUUACCAUUCCAAAGAAGAAAGGUAAAAAAUCAAAAGAAGACAAGUCAAAGCUCAAUGUAUCAUCAUCUGUGGAAAAAGCAUCUACUGAAAACUUAAAACAGGACAAACAGCCUAAAGAUAAGAUACCAAAAACUAAAUUGCUAACGUCUGCCUUGAAGCAAGCAGGGCUAGAGUUAAGAAAACCAUCCGUAAAGAAAGUUGAAUUCAAGAAGAUGUCUAAAGUGGAAAAUGUGAACAAUAUUGGUAAAAGGGUGGAACAAAACCUAGCUGAACAAUUAAAGGGCAGUGAUAGUAUUGUGGAGAAGUUUAUGUUGAUAUCAGCUACAGAGUUUCCCAAUGUAAAAGACAAGAAUGGUCAGGCUACAGAACUUACCUCAAAGUCAGGCACAGCUAAAGAUAAUAAAAAAAAUCGCCAAUUCCAUCCAUACACUGCUCCCCACAUUCCAAAGAAAAAACAAUGGGCUUCAUUUGAUCUACCAGUAAGUGAUCUAAAGGCCCUCAUGCAAGAUUUAACUACUUAUUCAUACCGCUCAUACAAUCGACCUAUGAACCCUGGUGGUGCUAAAAGAGACAGAUUUAAUAGACGUCACGAAAGACGUUUUUCUAAUUAUGUGUUUGAAAGAUCUGAGGUACCAGCUGAUGAUGAAGAAGUUGAAUGUGAUUAUGAUGCUGAUGAUUUCAUUGAUUAUGAAGAGAGAAAGAAGCAAGCUGAUUUGGUAGAUCAGCCACUAGAUGAGGAAGACAAACUACUUCAUCACAAAGUUGAUUUCAUGUUUGAAGAAGAAUUGAGACUAUAUUCAGGUCAUUGUGAAGAAGAGGAAGAUUAUAUCAGAAUGCAUCAAUCUGCUAUUACGGAUCAGAUUUUGAAGGAAGAGAGCACAGCAGAUAUUGAAAUUAUGGCCAGUCCAACCAAUAGUGUUGAAUCAUUGCCAAAAUAUUCAAUAGAACAAGAUGUCACUAAUGACAUGAUGGAUUUGGAAUCAGAAAAUGAAUUUGUUACUCAGUCUGAAAGUGCAUCUGUUAUAGGUGCAGCCAUAGCUGAUGCAAUACCAGGAAUGGCUGUAACGUCAGACACAUGUGAUGAUGGUUUGAAAUUGGACUCUAGGCCUAGCGAGAGAUGCAUGCAACCUAAGAUAACAUUAAACCUAACUAACAACAACUCCAACCUGGACAGUAUAGUCUCACCUAACUAUUCAGAAUUACAAUCAAAUGCUCAUAAAGCAGAGAAUGUGUCUUUGGUUCAUUUGUCUCCUAAUAAAUUUGAUUUAAAUACAGUUAAAGAAUCUGUUUCUCUUUCAAAAGUAUUGAAGACUGCAGAACCUAGUUGUACCAACCAUGAAUCAAACAGCAAAUUAAUCUUCACUAAUACAGAAGGAGUUUCUGAAAGAUGUAAGUCUGACGCUUCAGCAUUGAUGAGUUCUACAAUUAAGUUUGACAUUAAGAAGACAAAUUCACCUAAAAAUUUGGAAGCCAAGAAAAUAUCAGUUCAAAUUGGACAUGCUCUUGAAACCGUUCCUCAUAUUCAAUCUGAAAUCCUUCCAAAACAAGAUUCUGUGAUGAACCAAAAUCUGAUUCAGGUUCCAUUGUGUACCGAUAUGCCUCAACCUUCUAUUACCAUCAUUGAAAAACCAGAAGGAGAUGUCAACAAGAAAACUUCAGACAUAUGUGAUAGAUCCACCAACUUUUCUCUUGAUCAGAAUUUUCCAAAAUUGGCAACCUUUUUUAAAGUUGAUCAAGAUUUACUUUCCAAAGUGUCUAAGACUAUAUUUAAGUCUGCUUGUUCUAUUGAUAAGAAUGAGAAUGAAAAAUCAACCAGUAACAUAAAUAUAAAAUCCUCUCCAAAUUUAGUAACUGAAACAAAUACUGAGAUGAAUAGCAGGAUUAAAGUUAUUAAAGACUCAGCUAAUAUUGAUGAACCCAUCCACAUUCCAUUAUUGGAGAAGAGGAAAUCCCCUGACCUAUCAAUAAGAACUGAAAUAAUAGAUGAUUUGGAAUCGAUGAGAAAUCUUCUGAAUUGUGACCUAAAAUCUUCACAUUUGAAAGGUUAUCCAAAAGAUUUUCAGAUGCAGACUAUUUCUUAUGACUCUGGAGUAAGACAAAAACCAGUCCCAUUCCAUGAGAAGUUCGAGCAAAUGGAUCAAAUCGUUCCAAAGCCUGUGUUGUCUGCCAUAUCACAUGAUAUUGUUAUCAAACCUAUCAGCAACAAUUUAAAGACUACCACUUCCCAGUUUCAAUCAGCUUUACCCAGUCGAUCUGGCAAUACUGAGCUCCUCUGCUUUAGUAAACCUUCAAACUUUCAAUUUGGAUCCAAACACACUGCAUUAUGUGAUACCAGUACACAGAUUGCUGAUCAAAAGGAUGGAAACAUUUUAAGAGAUUCAAGCACACCAAUAAUAGAUGAAAAGAAAACAUCCUGUUUUGAGUUUGAUACUCCAGUGAAAGAUGAGAUCUCAAGAAAUAAAUCUAUAACUGUAACUGGACCCAAGAAAGUGGCACAGUUACAAAGUAAUAUUGCAAACCAUAAAUCUGAAAUCACAAAAUCUGAUUUGGAGUUGACACCAUGUUUUGAUCCAAUUAGUAAUGAAACACAAACAAAAACUCACAAUACCAGUGAUAUGCAUGAAGUUAUGAUGAACAUGUGGAAAAAAAUUACCAGCAGACCUGAUCCAAGAAAGGUUUCCCCAAGAAAGGUACAAUCAUGUUUUUCAAGGAAUGUCAACAGUUCAGAAGAUACUGAUUCUGAAGCUAGACAAUCCAGACCAAAAUUACAUGAUCCUAGAAAAGCCUCCCCAAGGAAGAUUCAAGGUCCUAUUGCAGAUGAUGUAAAAGAGUCUCAGACGGAGGCAGGUGUACUAAUAAAAACUAAACCAAAGACUUUCCCAAUUAUCUUUGAUUUGUCUACACAUACCAACCCAGACAAGAUACAACCAACAUCUGACAAAACAACUACUGUGAAGAAACCAACGCCAACAUCAACUUCUGUUAAGAAAGUAAGACACAUUUCUGGUGUGCAUCCUAAAUGUAAAGAUUAUUGGCAGUUUACUGUAGAGUCAAUAACUUUUGUCAAUCUACAUAUCAAGCAUAUUGCUGAUCCAGCACUGAAAGACUUUACUAUAGAGUUCAAACGUUAUUUUAAAGAUCCUAGAAUGGAAAUGGAGAAAAGAUGUAUUCCCAGGAAUUUAUGUCCUAAUACAGGCCUGGUCCUUAAACCAAAGUCCAGAGACAUCCUAGAGAAAAAAUGUCAAAAUUCCAAGAAGCCCACUAGGACAGUUUCAGGAGACUCCCUUAAAGUUCAACUACAAGCUUCAGAGCAAUUAGAAAAAAUGAAACCAACUUUUCAAAAUGAACUGCAAAAACCAAAUUCUGAAGCAGACAAGCAACAACAAUCUAGACUUUUGAAGAAGGAAUUAAAAAAUUUGCCUUUGAUUUCAUCAGAGAAGAAGAAAAGUAAUAGAAAACCUUUAAGUACAACUUGUGAUAAAAUGGCCACCUCAAUAGUUCAAUGCAACAUAGAAGAUGAUUCCCAAGACCCUAAACCAAAGUGUAAAAAAAUUCUUUCAUUUGAUGACAAGUCCAAAACAUUGAUUCCUUGUGGAACUAAGAGAAAAGCUGUAUAUGAUGAUAAUCAAAUUUCAAAAAUCAGCAAACAACAUGAUGCAUCAAAUAAUAAAGAUAAAUCUUUGAGAGAAGAGCUGCUAAAGCAUGCUUUUGAUUCAAAUAGUGAGCCAACUUCUAAGAGCGAGAAGAUUGUUUUACCAGCUUUUAAACCAGUUAGACAUCAAGCUUCAGCUAACAAUACGAUUGUACAAACCUGUCUUACAUCUAGCUUUAUUGAAAGUGACACAAGUUCCAAGAAAACUUUGAAAAAAGUUAAUGUGUUAACUAGUCCUUCAAACGAUAUGUGUGAUCAGAAGACUGUGAAAGAACCUGAAGUGAAAAUUGACACCUCUUCAGAUCAUGGUAAACUGUAUGAUAAUAGAAAAUUAAUACCACCAUUAGUGGUUCCUCAAAGGAAAGAUUUAUUUUUAUCUACCAAUAAGGAUGACACUCUAUCUUCCAUAGAUAAACAUUCAACUGCUGAGACCUAUUCUAAAAAUGCAGUGAACGUUAAUACAAAAACUGAAAGUUCCAAUCUAACCCCAGAUACCAGUAUAAUUCAGGAUUCAACGACAUCAAUAAUUGCUAGUGAAUUGGCAUUUUUAAAAGGUGAGUCAGUCACAUCAAACAAAAUGUCAUUAGAUGAUGAGGAAAACACUAAUAAUCACUCUCAAAUCACCACUUCCCAAACAAAGAAUGAAAGAUCAUGUGGAGAUGACAAGGAAGAAGGUGAAUUAGUCAGUAGUGAUGAAAGUAUAAUAUUUGUUAAAGAAACAAAACAUCAAUCAAGGAAAAAGAUGAAAAGAAAAAGACAUAUUUUGGAUGCUUGGGAGAAUAAAGAGUUAAGUCUGGUUGACUCAAUAGCUGAGAUAAGAAAUGAAAAACACGAAAAGAAAGUAAAAAAAAGACAUCAGGUGGAUGCAGAAUUGCCUUGUAAAAAAUCUAGAAAUAUUGAAAAUAUCUUGUUGGCGAAAAAAAGCAAGAUUACUGACAAAAUGAAUGACAUUCUUAUAUCCGGUAAUCAAAAUUCAAGUGACAUUAGUGAACUAAGAGAAACUAAAAGCCCUCCCCAGUCUCUAAGUGAAUCUGACCAAAAAACUGUAAGUGACAAAGAAUAUAUCAAAACCAGAAGUGAAUCUGAUAAUCUUAGAGACUUGUCCAUUUGUGACACAUAUAUUCCCUAUGAAAUUAAAGCCAUGGUAAAAGAUCAGGAAAUGGUUCAAGCCAGUGUGUGUAGAGAAAUAGCUGAGGAUGAAAAUCAAGUAGUAGGCCUAAUUUCUCUGCCCAAUGAACUAUCUAAUUAUGGUGAAACAAACAUAGAUUUGUCUGAAAUUCAAACUGUUAAAAGAAGCUCCUUAAUCACAGAAGAACAAGGGAAUAUUAUUGAAAGACAUUAUGAGUUGGGAGAAUUACCAGCUCUCUUUUCAGAGAAAAAAAGUGAUUCUCAUUAUGGAGAAAACAUAUUACCAUUUGAACCGGUGGAUCAAUUAGGUACUCUUUCUCCUGGUAGUUUUGCAUGUCCAAUUCAACAAAGGAUAAGUCCUCUCAGUGACAUAUCUUUAUCUGGACAUGAAAAACCUCAUCUUAGACUGCAACACCCAACAGUGAAUCUACAACCUCAAUUAGAAACACCAAAUGUGGUAAAUGUUAAUAAUAGUAUUUUUAUUAGAAAUGAAACACCUAUUUUCAGCAAUUACAACUUUAAUUUUGGUCCAGUUCAUUAUCAUAAUCACCUGCUUCAGCAAGUGAAUCCUGUGUUCAAAUAUCAAAUGUAUGGGCAGCAGAGUUUUUCCCCAGUUCCACACAGAAAUAUUCACAUAAAUCCAGCUAUGAUUCUGCCAAGAGAAUCUCUUCAUAAUCCAAACUUGGUUUUAAUGCAACAGGGAGCACGACAUGGUCACUUCAUUACACAACCAUCAUUAGCCUCCACACCAAGCUCUUCAAGAAGUCUCUCGCCAACAUCACCUGAUUUCUACAAUUAUUCUCAUCGACUUGUCAGUGAUAGGGAUCCAAUGCUGUCAGACUCAGUUCAACACAUGGCACCUGACUACUCACCUAAAAUGCUGGAACCUAAAAGGCCCAUGGUUGAGGAUCUUGUUAGUCAAGAUUCAAUGAUGUCUCAACAUCAACAUAUCUACAUAAAAAACAUCAUGGAUUCCCCAAAGUUAUCAAUGGAAGCUGUUCUGAAAAAAAGAGAACAAGAUCCUUUGCUUCCUCAGGAUUUACAUAAGAAGAGUACAACAUCAAUACCUUCUUUAAACUCUGAAUCUUUAUUCUUGAAAGAAUCAAUGAAAAUGAAAUUAUGUGAGUUGAAUGAAAAGACCCAUAAUAAGUUAAACGAUGUUGUCAAUGAAGCAUCCACCUCUGCAAACUAUGGAGAUACUGGAAACAUUACACCUGCCAGGUCUGCUUCUCAAGAAAAUUAUCGCCCAAUAUACCCAAAACCAUUUUCAUCUGUAAACUGUGUCAUUAUGUUAGAAGAUAAUUUUAUUCUUCAUCGUUCAUUGGAAAUACUAGAAGCUUUGUUUCUACAGUUAUCACAUUCAGUUCAAGGAUGGAAAGUGUUUAUUCAUGCUAGUGUUAUAUCAAUUAUUGAGAAAAGGAGCAAUCAUGGCAUAUUUGAUGCAUUAACAGUGGAAGCUAUGCAGAGAUUUUCUUUGGUGGAGAAGUAUAAACUGCGAGGACUUAUUGUUCUGGUCAACACAUGUAGAUGUACUUCUAGUCUGUCACUAGUGGAGGAGAAGGCUGUGUGUUUAAAACAGAUACAAAGUGUCUUGUAUCCCAAAUCUGUACAUACAGUUCUCAUAACAGAUUUUGUGAAUAAUAUGCAACAGAUGAAUAAUGGUUUAAUCAUUUCAAGUUUAGAUCCAUUUUAUAAACGAUUUUGCAGCAGAUAG
Molecule: messenger RNA, 11727 nt
Organism: Lottia gigantea (owl limpet)
Lineage: Eukaryota; Metazoa; Mollusca; Gastropoda; Lottiidae
Exons: 26
Coding region: 1-11727 (3908 amino acids)
Biological process (GO): negative regulation of gene expression, epigenetic
Cellular component (GO): nucleoplasm
Source: RefSeq, a predicted model, not a curated record